AUGGCGGCCGCGGCGACCAAGUCCGCCCCGGCGAAGGGGAAGGCUUCAGGGGACACCUACAGGGAGAAUUCGCGAUCCAAGGAUGUGAGGAUUUCGAAUAUCGAGGCCGCGAAGGCCGUCGCGGACGCCGUCCGGACCUCCCUCGGGCCCCGCGGCAUGGACAAAAUGGUCGCCCAGGCCGACGGCGAGGUCAUCAUCACGAACGACGGCGCGACGAUCCUGGACAAGAUCUCCGUCAUGCAGCCCGCGGCGAAGAUGCUGGUCGACCUGGCCAAGAGCCAGGACAUCGUGGCGGGCGACGGCACGACGACGGUGACGGUGCUGUGCGGCGCGCUCCUCAAGAAGUGCAUGGACCUCCUCGGCAAGGGCAUCCACCCGACGGCCAUCUCAGACUCGUUCUACCUGGCGAGCAAGCGCGCGGCGGAGAUUCUCGACGGCAUGGCCAAGCCCAUCGACCUGACGGACCGGGACAGCUUCCUCAAGUCGGCGAGCACGUCGCUCAACAGCAAGGUCGUGAGCCAGUUCUCGCCGAUCCUGUCGCCGAUGGCGGUGGACGCGGUGUACGCCGUGCUGGACAAGGCGCGCCCGGCGUCGGUGGACCUGAAGGACAUCCGCAUCGUGAAGCGGCUCGGGGGCACGGUCGAGGACUCGGAGAUGGUCGACGGGCUCGUGUUCUCGCAGAAGGCGGCCAAGGGCGCCGGCGCGCCGUCGCGCCUGGAGAACGCCAAGGUCUGCCUGGCGCAGUUCCACGUCAGCCCGCCCAAGUCGGACAUGGACAUGAACGUGGUCGUGCAGGACUACACGCAGAUGGACCGCAUCCUGCGCGAGGAGCGCAACUACAUCCUCAAGCUCGUGAAGCAGAUCAAGGCCUCGGGGUGCAAUGUGCUGCUGAUCCAGAAGAGCAUCCUGCGCGACGCGGUGAGCGACCUCGCGGGGCACUACCUCGCCAAGGCGAAGAUCAUGGUCGUGCGCGACAUCGAGCGCGAGGACAUCGAGUUCAUCUCCAAGACGCUCGGCGUCGCGCCCGUCGCGCACAUCGACUCGCUGCGCCCGGAGCGCCUCGCGGACGUGGGGCUCGUCGAGGAGGUCGGGAUGUCCGGCGGGAAGGUCGUGAAGCUCACGGGGAUCAAGAACCGCGGCAAGACGGCCACGGUGCUCCUGCGCGGGUCGAACAAACUCAUGCUGGACGAGGCCGAGCGGUCGCUGCACGACGCGCUCUGCGUGGUGCGGUCGCUGUGCCAGAAGCAGGCGAUCAUCCCGGGCGGGGCCGCGCCCGAGGUCGAGCUCACGCUGCGGCUGAGCGAGUGGGCGAGGACGCUGGUGGGCAUGGAGAGCUACUGCGUGCGGGGGUUCGCGGAGGCGCUGGAGGUGAUCCCGUACACGCUGGCGGAGAACGCGGGGCUGGACCCGAUUCAGAUGGUGACGGAGCUGCGGAAGCACCACGCGGAGGGGCGGCGGUAUGAUGGCAUCAACGUCAGGAAGGGGUGUAUUACGGACAUGAUGGAGGAGGCGGUGGUGCAGCCGCUGCUGGUGACGAGCAGCGCGAUCGGGCUCGCGUCGGAGUGCGUGCGGAUGAUCCUCAAGAUCGACGACAUCGUGCCUGUGCGCUAG
Molecule: messenger RNA, 1611 nt
Organism: Pedinophyceae sp. YPF-701
Lineage: Eukaryota; Viridiplantae; Chlorophyta; Pedinophyceae
Source: the annotation of a GenBank genome assembly